Molecule: messenger RNA, 4801 nt
Organism: Propithecus coquereli (Coquerel's sifaka)
Lineage: Eukaryota; Metazoa; Chordata; Mammalia; Primates; Indriidae
Gene: DIP2B
Product: DIP2 disco-interacting protein 2 homolog B (Drosophila)
Exons: 36
Coding region: 250-4527 (1425 amino acids)
Source: RefSeq, a predicted model, not a curated record
AUCACACAGAAGGGAUAUGAAAAGAAGAGGUCCAAACUCCUGUCUCCUUACAGCCCGCAGACACAAGAAACUGAUUCAGCAGUACAGAAAGAACUUAGGAACCAGACACCUGCUCCAUCUGCAGCUCAAACUUCCGCUCCCUCUAAGUACCACCGAACUCGAUCUGGCGGAGCCAGGGAUGAACGAUAUCGAUCAGAUAUCCACACGGAAGCAGUUCAAGCUGCACUGGCAAAGCAUAAAGAACAGAAGAUGGCUUUGCCCAUGCCAACCAAAAGACGAUCCACAUUUGUCCAGUCUCCUGCAGAUGCCUGCACGCCUCCUGACACAUCUUCGGCCUCUGAAGAUGAGGGCUCUCUGAGACGCCAAGCUGCGCUCUCUGCUGCCUUACAACAGAGCUUACAGAAUGCUGAGUCCUGGAUCAACCGUUCAAUUCAGGGAUCGUCCACUUCUUCAUCCGCAUCUUCUACGCUGUCCCAUGGAGAGGUCAAAGGAACCAGUGGGUCUCUAGCUGAUGUAUUUGCCAAUACUCGAAUAGAGAAUUUCUGUGCUCCCCCUGAUGUCACUACAACUACCUCUUCCUCCUCCUCAUCUUCCUCAAUACGCCCAGCAAAUAUUGACCUGCCCCCCUCGGGGAUAGUUAAAGGCAUGCACAAAGGAUCCAACAGGUCCAGCCUUAUGGAUACAGCUGAUGGUGUUCCUGUCAAUAGCAGAGUAUCCACAAAAAUCCAGCAACUGCUCAACACUCUGAAACGACCCAAAAGGCCUCCCUUAAAGGAAUUUUUUGUGGAUGACUCUGAAGAAAUUGUGGAAGUGCCUCAGCCAGACCCCAACCAGCCCAAGCCUGAGGGACGGCAGAUGACCCCUGUGAAGGGAGAGCCUUUGGGAGUCAUCUGUAACUGGCCUCCUGCUCUUGAGUCUGCCCUGCAGCGCUGGGGUACCACUCAAGCAAAAUGCUCCUGCCUGACUGCCCUGGACGUGACAGGGAAACCAGUUUACACUCUUACAUAUGGAAAGUUGUGGAGCAGAAGUUUAAAGUUGGCCUACACACUGCUUAAUAAGCUGGGGACCAAAAAUGAACCUGUGUUAAAACCUGGAGACAGGGUAGCCCUGGUUUACCCCAACAAUGAUCCAGUCAUGUUUAUGGUGGCUUUUUAUGGAUGUCUCCUGGCAGAAGUGAUUCCAGUGCCUAUAGAGGUACCUCUUACCAGAAAGGAUGCUGGAGGUCAGCAGAUUGGCUUCUUGCUAGGAAGCUGUGGUAUUGCCUUAGCUCUUACCAGUGAAGUUUGUCUAAAGGGACUGCCAAAAACCCAGAAUGGAGAAAUUGUACAGUUUAAAGGUUGGCCCCGGCUCAAAUGGGUUGUAACAGAUUCCAAGUACCUUUCAAAGCCACCUAAAGACUGGCAGCCACACAUCUCACCUGCGGGUACAGAACCAGCAUACAUCGAGUAUAAAACAAGCAAAGAAGGGAGUGUAAUGGGAGUUACAGUGUCCCGGCUUGCAAUGUUGUCUCACUGCCAAGCUCUGUCACAGGCCUGCAAUUAUUCUGAAGGGGAGACAGUAGUAAACGUUUUAGACUUUAAGAAGGAUGCUGGGCUGUGGCAUGGCAUGUUUGCGGUAGCUUUAGUAAAAUGUCGAGAUUUGCACUGGGCUAUGAUGGCACAUCGGGACCAAAGGGACGUGAGCUUGAGCUCCCUCCGAAUGUUAAUUGUGACUGAUGGAGCUAAUCCCUGGUCUGUGUCAUCCUGUGAUGCCUUCCUGAGUCUGUUCCAAAGCCAUGGACUGAAACCGGAGGCCAUCUGUCCAUGUGCUACGUCUGCUGAAGCCAUGACUGUAGCAAUCCGCAGGCCUGGAGUUCCAGGGGCCCCUUUGCCAGGAAGAGCCAUUCUCUCAAUGAAUGGAUUGAGCUAUGGGGUGAUACGGGUCAAUACUGAAGAUAAAAAUUCAGCACUGACAGUCCAGGAUGUGGGGCAUGUAAUGCCUGGUGGGAUGAUGUGCAUUGUGAAGCCAGAUGGACCUCCCCAGCUCUGCAAAACAGAUGAAAUUGGAGAAAUCUGUGUUAGCUCCAGAACUGGAGGCAUGAUGUACUUUGGGCUUGCUGGUGUGACAAAAAAUACAUUUGAGGUGAUUCCGGUGAAUUCUACAGGCUCUCCUGUUGGGGACGUGCCAUUCAUCCGGUCAGGACUGCUGGGGUUUGUGGGGCCAGGUAGUUUGGUGUUCGUGGUUGGAAAAAUGGACGGAUUACUGAUGGUUAGUGGUCGAAGACAUAAUGCUGAUGACAUUGUUGCUACUGGAUUGGCUGUUGAGUCAAUAAAGACUGUUUAUAGAGGAAGAAUUGCUGUGUUUUCUGUGUCUGUAUUUUAUGAUGAGCGCAUUGUGGUGGUUGCGGAACAAAGACCUGAUGCAUCUGAGGAAGACAGCUUCCAGUGGAUGAGCCGUGUGCUGCAGGCAAUCGAUAGCAUUCAUCAAGUGGGGGUUUAUUGUCUUGCUCUGGUGCCUGCCAAUACGUUGCCAAAAACUCCACUAGGAGGGAUCCAUAUAUCUCAGACGAAACAGCUCUUUCUGGAGGGAUCUCUACAUCCUUGCAAUAUCCUCAUGUGCCCACACACAUGUGUGACAAAUUUGCCAAAACCCCGGCAGAAGCAACCAGGUGUAGGCCCUGCUUCUGUGAUGGUUGGGAAUCUGGUUGCUGGAAAGCGCAUAGCACAAGCUGCUGGAAGGGAUCUGGGGCAAAUUGAAGAGAAUGAUUUGGUGAGGAAGCACCAGUUUCUGGCAGAGAUUUUACAGUGGCGAGCCCAGGCAACUCCUGACCAUGUACUCUUCAUGCUGUUAAAUGCCAAGGGAACUACUGUGUGCACAGCCAGCUGCCUUCAGCUUCAUAAGCGAGCAGAGAGGAUUGCAUCAGUUCUUGGUGAUAAGGGACAUCUAAAUGCAGGAGAUAAUGUGGUGUUGCUCUAUCCACCUGGCAUUGAGUUAAUUGCUGCCUUCUACGGCUGCCUGUAUGCGGGGUGCAUACCAGUGACUGUCCGACCUCCUCACGCUCAGAACCUUACUGCCACGUUACCCACUGUGCGUAUGAUUGUCGAUGUCAGCAAAGCAGCCUGUAUUCUCACCACUCAGACCCUAAUGAGGCUACUGAGGUCUCGAGAGGCGGCAGCAGCUGUGGAUGUGAAAACCUGGCCGACCAUCAUUGACACAGAUGAUUUACCCAGGAAAAGGUUACCUCAGCUGUAUAAACCACCCACUCCUGAGAUGCUGGCAUAUCUUGAUUUUAGUGUUUCCACAACUGGCAUGCUUACAGGAGUGAAGAUGUCCCACUCUGCGGUUAAUGCUCUUUGCAGAGCCAUCAAGCUCCAGUGUGAGUUGUAUUCUUCUCGGCAGAUCGCCAUCUGCCUUGACCCUUACUGUGGACUUGGCUUUGCACUCUGGUGUCUCUGCAGUGUCUAUUCGGGUCACCAGUCCAUCUUAAUUCCUCCUAUGGAGUUAGAAAACAACCUUUUCCUCUGGCUCACUACCGUCAACCAGUAUAAAAUAAGGGACACUUUCUGCUCCUAUUCAGUAAUGGAGCUUUGCACUAAAGGACUUGGCAACCAAGUGGAGGUGCUAAAGACCAGAGGGAUCAACCUCUCCUGCAUCCGGACCUGCGUGGUGGUGGCAGAGGAGCGGCCCCGAAUUACCCUCCAGCAGUCCUUCUCCAAGCUCUUCAAGGACAUUGGGCUGUCCCCUCGGGCUGUCAGCACCACAUUUGGGUCAAGAGUCAAUGUGGCAAUAUGUUUACAGGGAACCUCAGGGCCUGAUCCGACUACUGUGUAUGUAGACCUGAAAUCAUUAAGACAUGACAGGGUUCGUCUUGUGGAACGGGGUGCCCCCCAGAGUUUGCUCCUCUCAGAGUCUGGAAAGAUUUUACCUGGAGUGAAAGUGGUUAUUGUGAAUCCUGAGACCAAAGGGCCUGUUGGAGACUCUCACCUUGGAGAGAUUUGGGUGAACAGUCCCCAUACAGCCAGUGGCUACUACACCAUCUAUGACAGUGAGACUCUUCAAGCCGAUCACUUCAACACUCGCCUCAGCUUUGGGGAUGCUGCUCAGACACUCUGGGCUCGGACAGGAUACCUAGGCUUCGUGCGCCGGACUGAGCUCACGGCGGCCACUGGAGAGCGUCAUGACGCAUUAUAUGUGGUGGGAGCUCUGGAUGAAACGCUGGAGCUGAGAGGACUGCGAUACCACCCAAUCGAUAUUGAGACCUCAGUGUCUCGGAUCCACAGAAGCAUUGCUGAAUGCGCUGUGUUCACGUGGACCAACUUGCUUGUGGUGGUUGUGGAACUGUGCGGCUCUGAACAGGAAGCUCUGGAUCUGGUCCCGUUAGUGACCAACGUUGUCCUGGAAGAGCAUUACCUCAUCGUUGGCGUCGUGGUUGUGGUGGACCCAGGUGUCAUCCCGAUCAACUCCAGAGGAGAGAAGCAGAGGAUGCACCUCCGUGACAGCUUCCUAGCUGACCAGCUAGACCCCAUCUAUGUGGCUUAUAACAUGUAGCCAGCCUUGUGGGGACUGCAGGGCCAUCCUGAAGAAUCACCAAGACCGAAGACCCAUGCUAGGAGCAAGCUUUUAAAUGAUGUGAAAUAAGCUGAGAUGGCUACAUUAUAUUCUUCAUCUCGUCCUGUGGGAUUCUGCAAUCACACAACACACAGGAAAGGGGAAUUCUGUGGAGGCAAAUGAAAAAAAUGUUAACAGGCCAGUAGACAUGAGCUUUGACAUAGCGUGAGCAGCACAACAUGGAAGCAAUUAUGCGCAUGUUGCAUUUUUUUCA